AAUUGGCAUCGAAGUAAAAAAAUCAUGGGUUAAUCCGUCAAAUGGUGACUAGUUUUUAGUUAUAAGAAUUAAGCGGCUAAAUGAAAGCCCAAGUGUCAACGCCUGUUCCAUUCAUUUGUUCGCGUACUAAAGGUAAUAAUGGAGAAAAUCGAGUAGUACAGAGCAUAUUUAAAAAUAUUUAAACAAGAUGUUUUAAAAUUUUUCACCGUGUGUUGAUACAAACGCUUUUGUUUAUUUUUACUGAGAUAAGAAUGAAAAAUUAAGUUCUUAUUACAAAGCAUAUUUAAAGAACUUCAAGAACUAUGCAGGUCGAACAAGAAAAUUUUCAAGUUAAAAAAUUUCGAUGGCUUCGAUCUCUACGGAGGCUAUCAAGUCGACAAAAGAUUCUUAUUACAUGUCUUCUUAUAAUGAUUUUAACAGGUGUUGUUGUAGCAUCAGUUAUUUUAACCAAGACUCUAAAUGUUGCACAAGUUCAAAAAUCAUAUACAAAAAUUGGUCUUGAUGAUAUCCUUGCUGGAAAAUUUUCAUUUAAGUUGUCUAAUACACAAUGGAUUUCUGAAAAUGAGUACUGGUUUGAAAAUAAUGAAGGAAUAAUGCGCUUUAAUAUAGCUAAUAAUUCAACCCAUGCAGUAUUGUCAAAAGCAGAAAUGAAUCAAGUCAGCUCAAAUGUGAAAGAACUAUCUCCUGAUAAAAAAUAUUUUCUUUUUUGCAAUAAAUCAAAAUCAUUGUACAGACAUUCAUUUUAUGCAGAUUAUUAUGUUAAAGACCUUGAAAGCAGCGAAAUCAUAAAGAUAAACCCUCCAAAUAGCAAAAAAGAUACUCAAAUACGAUAUUGCGGUUGGUCUACCAAAGGCAAUGCACUGGUAUAUGUUUAUGACUGUGAUAUAUAUUACAUGCCUUCUAUAAAUGGAACAACUCAUCGCAUCACACAUGAUGGUGUUCCAGAAAAUCUAUUUAAUGGGGUACCUGAUUGGGUUUAUGAAGAAGAGAUUCUUAGUUCAACACAUGCCUUAGAAUUCUCAUCUGAUGGAAAAUAUCUAGCUUAUGUUAGCUUUAAUGCAUCUUUGGUUCCGCAUUUUAAGUUUUCUAUAUUUGGAGAACCCAAAGAAUCUUACACAAGUGAACAGUAUAUUGCUUACCCUAAAGCUGGAUAUCCCAACCCGUCAAUAAAAAUAACUAUAGUUGACUUAGAAAACAUUGGUUCCAAAAAUGUCACCAUUACACCCCCUUAUUUUAGGAAUAUCAGUGAUUACUACUACUCAUUGUUAGCUUGGAACGGUGAAAGUAAUUUAUUUGUACAAUGGAUGAACAGAAAACAGACUAAAAUAAUUUGUAUGUUAUAUCAAGCAACAAGUGGAAAUGGAUCACUUGUUUAUGAAAAUCAAAUUGAAAAUGGUUGGAUCGAUGAUUCAUACCAAACUCCUUUAUUUUCCAAAAAUGGUAGUUUUUACAUAACUAUGCUUCCUAAAAUGGGCACAAAAGAAAAUGGAAUGUUUCGCCAUGUUGCAAUAGUUCCUACAAAUGGAUCAAAAGAACAACAAUUUUUGACUGAUGGUGAUUACAUGAUAAAAGAAUUGGACUGUUAUAACAAAGAGGAAGAUAUUGUGUAUUACCGCAGUACAGAAACUUCAUCAACUCAGUGUCAUGUUUAUAGCUAUGAUAUUAAAACUAGAGAUAAAAAAUGUCUGACUUGUGGUCUUUUAAAAGAUGAAGAGACUGGUGCAAAUUGUACCUACUACAUGCCGCAGUUUAGUCCCAAUUGUUCCUGGGUUACGUUAUCUUGUUUAGGACCAAUUGUUCCUCUUACCAUCAUUUAUGGCAUAAAAACAAAAACAAUAAAAACUAUGGUUGAUAAUGCUAAUACUAGAAGAAUGGUAAAGAAUUUCACUAUGCCAACAAGUCAUUAUUAUACCAUUAAAUCUGAUGGAUAUGAUGUUCCAGUUCGAGAGAUUCGUCCAUACAAUUUUGAUUUAAAAAAGAAAUAUGCUGUCUUGUUUGAUGUAUAUGGUGGACCAAAUACACAAAAAAUUGACGAUAGAUUUAGAAUAAGUUUUACAACUAUGUUUUCUUCACAUGACAUUAUAGUUGUCAAUUUUGAUGCAAGAGGAUCAAGUUGUAAAGGCUAUGCAUAUAUGCAUGCUGUAUACAAAAAUCUUGGUCACUAUGAGACAAUAGAUGCUUUAAAUCUUGCUAAAUAUUUACGAAAGCAAACUUAUAUUCAUCCUGAUCGUAUUGCAAUUUGGGGAUGGUCUUAUGGUGGAUUUUAUGCGGCAUCAGUAUUAGCUGAUUCAAAUGGAUUAAUUAAUACAGCUGUUUCAGUGGCACCAGUAACAGAUUGGAGAUAUUAUGAUACAGUAUACACCGAGCGUUAUAUGGGAUUGCCAUUCGCAGAAGAAAAUUUAAAAGGUUAUGAGUCAACUUCACUAUUAACUAAAGUUUCUAAUUUUACUGGGAAAAACUUUUUUUUAAUUCAUGGCACAGCUGAUGAUAAUGUCCAUUUCCAGAAUUCAGCACAGUUGGUAACUGCUCUUAUUAGGGAGAAAAUUAAGUUUCAGUCUCAAUACUUCCCUGAUCUUGAUCACAGCAUAUCGAGUGGAGGAUAUAUUAACAUGAUUAUAUGUGAUUAUCUUUUAUUUCAUUUAACUGGUGAAAAUCUCGAUAGCAGCUUUGCUCGUUACAAAAAUAAAAAUUUCUACAACCAUUAUUAAAAGAUAACGCGUUUGUUGGUAUUUUUAUAAAAAAUGGCUUUAUUCGUUUAAAAAUUACUUGUAAUUAAAAAUCGUGUAUAUACGAAGAAAUUAAAUAAAUAUUUUAUCAAAAUUGUAAAUUUAUUGGAAUUAAUAAAAAAAAUUACUUGGGCUUA
Hydra vulgaris (swiftwater hydra) is the source of this 2863-nucleotide messenger RNA. RefSeq names its product prolyl endopeptidase FAP. Gene Ontology annotation, cellular component: plasma membrane. The record is from RefSeq and is a predicted model, not a curated record. Gene Ontology annotation, biological process: proteolysis. Lineage: Eukaryota; Metazoa; Cnidaria; Hydrozoa; Anthoathecata; Hydridae. Gene Ontology annotation, molecular function: dipeptidyl-peptidase activity; serine-type peptidase activity.